Messenger RNA from Sesamum indicum (sesame), 1716 nucleotides. RefSeq names its product epi-neemfruitin B 7-O-acetyltransferse L7AT. NCBI's taxonomy places the organism in Eukaryota, Viridiplantae, Streptophyta, Magnoliopsida, Lamiales, Pedaliaceae. The record is from RefSeq and is a predicted model, not a curated record.
AUCACUAAUCCUGCGGAAAUUUAGUGGAAAGGCAUUUAUAUAGAUAUGUUACUCUGGGAAGCACUUGAGAUCCCAAGAGAGACCACCUGCGGCUUUCCUUGAUUUCGUUGAGUCCAGUUUGUUUCCCUUCUGAAUACCUUGCAAGAAAAUGAAGACGGAGGGGGAGAUUAUUUCACGAGAACACAUCAAGCCCUCUUCACCAACACCUCUUGAACAAAGAACCUACAAGCUAUCUUUACUUGAUCAGAUCGUUCCACCCAUCUAUGUUCCUCUUGUGUUAUACUAUCCUAAUCUGGAAAACACACCGAAGGACCCUGAUUUCAUUUCUCAAACGACACAAAUCCUCAGACAGUCCCUUUCGGCAACUCUAACCCGAUUUUAUCCCUUGGCCGGGAGAAUCAAAGAUAAGUUGUCCAUCGACUGCAAUGACGAAGGGGUCCCUUUUGUCGUCACCAAAUUCAACACUCGUCUGUCGGAUUUCCUGAAAAACCCCGACUCUCAGGUCUGUCGGGGUCACAUUCCGAGCCCGCUCACUUGGGCGGAACCAGGGCCUGGAUCCAACGUCGCCCUCAUCCAGGUUAACUUCUUCGAUUGUGGCGGCAUAGCUGUUGGUUCACUGUUCUUGCAUAAAGUAGCAGAUGGAGUAACAAUCGGCACGUUCAUGAAAGCAUGGGCCGCCGCUGCCCGGGGUUCUGUCGAAACAGUGUCGCCUGAUUACGCGGCUCAAUCUUUCUUCCCGCAGAACGAAACUAUGAAAAGGGAAUCUCAUUUGUUCUCUGCUAUGAGACAGUAUUUCAAGUUCGGGAAGACUGUCAUGAGACGCUAUGUUUUCGAUGCAUUGGCAAUAUCAGCACUCAGAGCGAAACUGUCGUCAACAGAAGGCCUGAAACAGCGUCCCUCGAAAGUCGAAGUAGUAUCGGCACUGCUCUGGAAAUGCUUCAUCAUUGCAUCAAACAAAUCCAGUAACAAUCACCCGACAACAUCUUUGGUGACUCACGGAGUGAACAUGAGAAGAAAAGCUGAACCCCCUUUCCCCGAACACAGCUUCGGCAACUUCGUCUGGCUCGUGCCCGCAUCAAGCACGAACGAUCAUACAGAUGCCGACCUGGAAAACUUGUUCAGCAAAGUGAGAAACACGAUAAGCACAGUCGACGUCGAAUUUGUAAAAAGAAUGCAGGGAGAAUCAGGGUUUCUGGGUUACUGCAAGAAUCUUGAGGAGUCCUGGAAAGGAUUCCCUGAGAACGCUGAUUACCUGGCAAUCUCGAGCUGGUGCAAUUUCGGUCUUUACAGCAUUGAUUUCGGGUUGGGGAGGCCGAUUUGGAUAAGUAAAUGCGAUGCGGGGAGUGAAGUAGAUUGGCCAUUCAUCAAUGUGCUUUGGUUGAUGGACACGAGACAGGGCGGCGGAAUUGAAGCAUGGCUCACCCUGGAUGAACAUUACAUCGAGGCGUUCGACAAAAUUCAGGAGCUUCGCGAUCUUGCUUCCGUUGAUCCUAGUCCAUUGGACACAUAUUCCGCAGCACCAGUUGUUCCGAAGUGAUCAACAGAGUUGGUUUCUUGAUGAAUUAACGUUGUUAAAAUAUUGAAAUAGUCUUGGAAUAAUACUACUACUACUAUUACCUCCAUGUCCGAUUAGAGCAGGCUUGUUUCCAUUUCAGACAUCAAUCGUUCUACUUUGUGUUAAUCAAGUUUAUAUAAUUUUACCAGUCAUUACUUUCA